AGGUCGCCAACCAGUUCUAUGGCUCUUGGUGGUUUUAUUGAGCCGUAGAAUUGGUUGGUGACCUACUUACCAGCCCUAUAGUAGUAGACCUAAUUUGGUGAUUUUGUAGUAGUAUCCUAAGGCUAACUCAAUGAGCGAGGACCAAAUAGCAGAGCUUAAGGAGGCCUUCAAUCUUUUUGACAAAGACGGGGACGGGUUUAUAACCACAAGUGAACUGGGAACAGUCAUGACGUCACUCAACCAAAACCCGUCCAGGUCUGAGCUCCAGGACAUGAUACAAGAAGUUGAUGCUGAUGGUAAUGGGACCAUAGAUUUCGACGAGUUUCUCCGCAUGAUGUCACGCAAGAUGAAAGAAGCUGACACAGAAGAGGAGUUAAAACAAGCCUUUAUGGUGUUUGACCGAAACGGUGACGGGCUGAUAUCUGGAGAAGAGCUGCGCUUCGUCAUGAAAAACCUGGGCGAGAAUUUGAGCGAGGAGGAAGUGGCCGAGAUGAUCAGGGAGGCGGACGUUGACGGCGACGGCCAGGUCAAUUACGAAGAGUUUGUGAGGCUGAUGACGUCAAAACAAAUAACGGAGAGCGGAAAAUGAAAGCUAUUGUCUCAAUCAAGCUAGAACCUUCAAAAAAUGUCAUCAAAGAAGUGUUCAAUCUGUGGCUAAAACUUAGAUUGUUUGCUCUUGUAAAUACAAGAUAUGUUUAUUAUACAAAGAUGUAUUUAAUCUAUAGCUAAGACUUUGAUAUUGCUCUUGUUGCAAUCUUUUAUUACAAGAAUUUAUUUAACUUGCUC
Messenger RNA from Physella acuta, 786 nucleotides. RefSeq names its product calmodulin-beta. Gene Ontology annotation, cellular component: myosin II complex. The record is from RefSeq and is a predicted model, not a curated record. NCBI's taxonomy places the organism in Eukaryota, Metazoa, Mollusca, Gastropoda, Physidae. Gene Ontology annotation, molecular function: calcium ion binding.